AGCCAAAGCCAUCAAGAGGACUGGCAUUUUUUCUGCCAAAGUCCAAUUUCCGCUUUUCCUCUCACAGUAUCUGCACCUGCACAGCUGGCUGAGAAUAGUUGUGGCAUUCAAUGUGAAUUUUUAUUUGUCAAUGAACAUGGGGGUGGAUGGGGUUAAGGACAACACUUAUACACUGGCAAGUACUAUUGAAAGAUGCAAAAAAAUAAAAUAAAAUUUCAGAUUUUACAAUGAUGUUUUUACUAAACAUUUAAAAAUGUGCUGGCAAAUACUCUUACUCAACUGCAGUCUCUUGUAAACCUCAUGUAACUUCAAAGCAGCUACGGUGAAAAAGGGAUGGCUGUUGCAUAAAUCUUUCCAUAGUGAUUUUUCAUUUGUAUUUUGGUUUUUGUACAGAAAUGGUGUAAUAACAGAGGCCACUACAAGACGCUCAAAGCCUUGUGUAAAAAUGACGGCUAUUACCGAUCUGGCAAAGGAGUGGUAGUUGAUCUGAACUACACUCUGUCACAACCCAUGUACAAACGGAUGAAUGAUGUCUUUCUGGAAACGUUUCGUACUGGAGGUUCAAGAACAUCAAUCAAUGGGAAGUUUGCAAGUUUUCAAGAGAACUUCAUCAAAGAAGAUGACCUGAUUUAUAACAGAACAAAGAAUAAAGAAAAAUACCUGCGUAUGGUGUACAUUAGAACAGAGCAAAGGAAAUUGCACAAGAAUUUGGAAAAGAAAAUCCUAAAGAGAAAGAAGCUGAUCUACAAUUCCCUCAGUGAUUCAAUCUGUGACACCAUGAUGCCAACAUAUCAAGAAUGUGCUGCUAUCCACGGAAAAGAUGCUUUAUUGAAGUUACAAGAGAAACUGGAAAGUGCAAUUGUGAAAUCAAAAAAUGGCAUGUUCUGUGAGUCCAUGAAGAAAAUGCUGGUUGAGUUCAGUGAUCUGCAGAAAUACCUUGUGGCAGAAAUUAAGACACAGAUGACAACCUCCUUGAGGCUGGCUUUAAACCAGAUCCCAGAAGACCUCACUGGCCUUCCAGAUGUUUCAGAAGAAAUGGAGACAAUGAAGCGAAGCUGUGACUCUUUAGGCCUCAAGAUAUUUUAAGUCACCGAAAGCGAAUGAUGGAUCCAGCUGAGAUCACCAUGGCAACCUGUCUCCUCUAAAUAAGGUUGCAAAAUUUCAUGAAUAUUCAGGGUGGAAACUUUCUGUGGGAAUGAAUGGGAAUAUAUGAGAAUUAACUAAAAUAAAUUAACAAUCCUUUGCAACCCUACACCCAAACAAUGAGGGUGCUGUGAAACAUGUAUUUUAAAAGUUACAGAUGACUAUUUUGUUUGUCAACGUGUGUACAGACAUUCCCUGAAGAAUCACCACACCACUGGGCUUGACUAAUAAUUCAUUCAGCUUUAAAAACUAGACAAGAAUUUGAUAAAUCAACAGGGUUUUCUUUAAUACAUUUUAAUGACAGUUCGAUGCUGAAUACUGAAUUCUGACAUUUGAUCAGUUGAGAGAGAUUUGACAGUUUAACUGGCCCUCUUGAAAUAUUUAACUCAAGCACAGUAUGUAUAGCUACAUAUAUAACCAUAUCUUUUUAUUUUAGUGCCAUGUGCUUAUCUUGCUAACUAGUUACUUGCUUAAGUUACCUACUUGAUUCUGCCAGAAAAUCUAAACAUAAUAAAUGAUAGGUGCACAGGGGAGGGGGAUGCAUGUGCUCUUUUAAUUCAUUCACUGCUUCGCUGUGCUACAAGGUCACAGAUUUCUAUCUCUCAGUUUGGGGGAAAAGUGGUCUGAAAUGAACACGCAGCACCAAUGCUGUUUGUGUUGAAUAACUGCAGUCAAGUGAACUCAUCAGUUCAGUACAGCAAAGCAAAAAUGUUCCUUAAACUGUUUCAUAUUAAUUUCUUUUGCAAUCAACCAAAUUUUUUUGUUUGUUGUAAUUUUAAACAGAAAACAGAUUUUCUGCGCUUCUUAUUAUCAGUGGCGACUUAAUAAAAGCAGUUAAAAAUACCAAUUUUCAGGGUCUCCCCCAGAAAAGUUGUUAGGCCCGGUGGCAAGUAUCUUUUGUCGGAGGCCAGCGACAGACUGAUGGCAGGAUUGAGGUAGGGCCCUAUAGUUUAUGUGAUAACAGAAUCACGGAUGGAAUCGCGGAAUUGAGAAUUUAAAAAAAGCUAUAACACAGCUACCAUAGGGCCCUACAUUACGUCAGUGCUAAAAGCUGACUGGAGAUUUGAAAAUAUGACUACGUAAUGUUGUUAUAAAUAAGUCAUUUAUUCAACACACAUUUUAAAAAAUCAACAACUAUUUACAGCAUAGCAGAGUCAUACAAAAAAUCUGACAACAAUAUACAGUCUUGGAAUUGUCAGGGGUGGGUGCGGGAAUGGACCCAAACGCAGAGUAAAAACAGAAGUCCAAAAAUGGGAAAACAAAAACUUUAAUAAAAACAGGGAACAAAGGGACUCGCAAGGUAAAACUCACAAACACGAAAAUCUUCAAAAUUUCACAAGGAAAAAAAAAACAAAAAUACAAAAACCCAAAAACGAAGAAAAACAGGGCAGGCAGGG
Messenger RNA from Anguilla rostrata (American eel), 2540 nucleotides. Its product is annotated as nuclear GTPase SLIP-GC-like. Gene Ontology annotation, molecular function: GTPase activity. Bases 511 to 1086 code for a protein of 191 amino acids. The transcript is spliced from 6 exons. NCBI's taxonomy places the organism in Eukaryota, Metazoa, Chordata, Actinopteri, Anguilliformes, Anguillidae. The record is from RefSeq and is a predicted model, not a curated record.